Mugil cephalus (flathead mullet) is the source of this 4503-nucleotide messenger RNA. It is a transcript of the gene efna3b, whose product is annotated as ephrin-A3b. The transcript is spliced from 6 exons. NCBI's taxonomy places the organism in Eukaryota, Metazoa, Chordata, Actinopteri, Mugiliformes, Mugilidae. The coding region runs from base 589 to 1254 and encodes 221 amino acids. Gene Ontology annotation, cellular component: plasma membrane. The record is from RefSeq and is a predicted model, not a curated record. Gene Ontology annotation, molecular function: ephrin receptor binding. Gene Ontology annotation, biological process: ephrin receptor signaling pathway; axon guidance.
GGGUGGAGUUAGAAAGUGAACGAGUGCUGCCUACCAAACACAGACAGGAGAAGGAGGAGAGCAAGAGAGAGAGGGGAGAGACGGGUGGGCAGGCUGCUCACCGUAAGCGAUGGUUGUCGGAAAGAGUCUUGAAGACCUAAUGAAACUGGCUGGUUGAAUUGUUCGCAGCGAUUAGAGAGAUCAGUGAGCGGGGCGUGCUUUGCAUCUCUCGGAUCCUUGGAAGGGGGAGAAAAAGAAGCUGCAGCAGCACACUGAUAACAAGAACAGUUAAGAAGGGGAAGAAGAAGAAGAAUAGGACUUGUUUUAGAUUGGCCGUUUUUUUUCCAUGCGUAUUUUUCCCUCUGUGAGCCUUUUCACAUCGGCAGCUCACAACUCUUUUGCAUCGCACCGGACUGUUUUACGCACCGGGGGAACACCGACCUCCCGCUUGGACCCGGUACCGUCCUCCAACACUCAUCUGGCGGGCUUGGAAGCUGCAGAUCCCGGCAUUUGCUGGGAUGUUUGAGUCGUGUUGUUUGGUGGGGUGAAGGGACCGAGAGAGUGGCCGGAGAGACCGAAGGGACGCAGGCCGAGAGAGGAGCCGGGAGCAUGGCUCUGAUAGCGCUGUCUCUCUGGGUGCUAACGAGUCUCACCUGGGUGAACCUGCUCCAGGUGUCAGCCAACAGGCACUCCGUUUACUGGAACAGCUCUAACAUACAUCUGCGUAGGGAGGGCUACACGAUGCAGGUGAACGUCAACGACUACCUGGACAUCUACUGCCCUCAUUACAACGACAGCCAGCGCAUGGUGGGCACCGGGGAGCAGUACAUCCUCUACAUGGUCAGCUACCGUGGUUACAGGAACUGUGACCCCCAGCUGGGUUUCAAGAGAUGGGAGUGCAACCGGCCCCACGCUCCACACGCGCCCAUCAAGUUCUCCGAGAAGUUCCAGCGCUACAGCGCCUUCUCGCUGGGCUACGAGUUCCACGUCGGCCAGGAGUAUUACUACAUCUCCACGCCCACUCAUCACCACGGACGCAGCUGUCUGAGACUACGAGUGUACGUCUGCUGUUCCACAGCCUCUGACGCGGAUGACGAGCCGGGGCCUACAGAACCAGACUACACACUCAGACCAGGCCUAAAAAUUGAUGAUAUUGAUGAGUUUAACCCUUUUGUUCCGAAGCUGGAGAAGAGCGUCAGCGGAAGCAGCCCGUCCAGGGAUCGCCUUCUCCUCACCGUGACGAUGCUCUUUCUGGCCGCUCUCUUCAUCUCCUAGCAACGGCCAUCCCAUCAGCAUCACCAUGCCAACUAGCCUUGGGAGGGUGUACAGUAUCAGCGGGCGGGAGAGUGAGGAGAGGGUCAGGAGGGGAGGGGAGAAGGGAUAAGUAGAGCAGAAAGAGGAGCAAGACUUUGAAAUUAGAGUUUUCAAACAUCACAUUUGUGUGCGUCUGUGUGUGUGUGUGUAUGUUUGUACGGCGAUGUGGGGGAGUGUGGGUUUUGGUGGAGUUCAAAGACCUCCAGGCGCUUGGUGACACAGACUGAACCCUGUAUUGUAUUGAAGUCAGUCUGUGUUCACAGGUGCAGGUGAGGUAGACCGCAUGAGUGUGCGUCUGUGUGCGUCUGCAUGUGUGUUUGAGCAAGCCAUGGGUUGAGCUUGUUGAAUCAUGCACACCACAAAAAGCAUUUAUACGACAGGAGAGGAGGGCUGGAACAUCUAAUAAAAAGAAGAAAUCCAACAACCCAAUUGGAAACUAUUUGAGGACUCCCUUGGAUCUGAUUGGCUGUCACACUUCCUUAGGGCUAGUUGCCAUAGUUUCUUGCAAAAAGACUUAAACUGAACUCAAAUGAACUGAAUCAAAUAGAUUUCAGCAGAAUUGAACUGAAAUUGCCUUUUUUGUUGUUCUUGUUGUUGUUGAUCUCGAUGCUGGGAACUUGUCCCAGUCCACGGAGGAAAAAAAAAAAAAAAAGGAAGCGGGUGACGAACUACGCUACGCUUCCCUGUGUAGGAGACUAGUUAAAGUAGCUGAUAGUUUAUACACAAACACACCUUUGGACCCAAGAUUCCAGUGUUUUAGUUGCCAUCUCCACUACAGUAUGUCGUGUCAUCCUAUGUUCACCAUCGCGUCUCCAAGAGGCAACAAGGCUGGAGUUAAGGGGUUAGAGGAAAAUACAGAGCAUUUAAAUGAUGAAUCACUUAAGUAUCAUUAUGUGGGAAAAAGGAAUGGGGAACGAACUUAAACGUGCCAUUGACGGAUGUUGCAGGGGUUUGUUGGCGUUAUACAUCGCUGUGUGACUUUUCCGUCCUGUCCUUGAAGUACACCCGCUCGGUUCUCUGUCAUCUCAGAGUUUAAGCACACGAUGGCUACGGAGCAGCCGUGGAUACACUCAGCAAUACUACCCUCCUCACCAUGGAGGAAGAGGAGCACGGGCAAAAGAAGAAGGACUGUCACUCACACAAGCAUCUCUGAACAUGUCCCGUCCCGGAUCAUACUGCGACUCGUGUCUGUUGGUUCAGCCGCCAGCUCCACCAACCUCAUUCUCUGUAAACUCAUAUGUCAGAUGCCACAUGUAAACAGUUUUCUGUUGCAGUGCGAGUGUGUCUAUGUGUGCCUGAAAAACAUGUCUGAGUGUGCGUUUGAGAGAAAAGGUUUUAAAUGGUACUAACAGCCGGAAAAUACAUCCACAUACUGUAUGUCUUAUAAGUAUGAAAAUGCAAAAUAAUAAAAAAAAAAAUACAUUUAUAUAUAAAAAAAAAAAAAAGAAAACAACUAAAGCAACAAGUUAUACAUAAAAACCAAGUGCUUUGGUGGGGAGGUACGGCAAAACAAAAACAAAUGUACCAGUGGGUUGCUUCAGAAUAGCGUUUCCACAGCAACUAGCACCUUAUUCACCAUGGUUACCCCUACCUUGCCAACGAUGGACUCUAGUAGGGCAUGGCUUACCACAAUAGCUGAUAACAGUGAUGAAGGUGAUAUCUAUUAUAAUAAUGAUGACAAGGACGGACUGCGAGUCGACUGAUGGCCGAAAAGGUUACGCAGCGGCUCACCCACCGGCACGUGAGGUGUUCGAGUACUCGUGUAAAUGUCAUAACGGAUAAAGAAUGGAAAUGUAAUGUUUCAAGCGUGAAAUGUGACGUGAGCAAUUUUACAGACUUGAAGUUUGUUUGUUUUUUAUUUGUGGUUGUUUUUCUUUUUUUAUUAUUAUUAUUAUUACUCCUUUGUUGACUUUGCCGUGGUUUAUAAUUGGUUAUCUUGAGGGGGGGAGAUGGGUUCAAAAGUUGGAGAAUUGGGAGGGUUGAGCCAUAUGUAGACUUGGGCUGCACUCAAGUUAAAUAAUCCUUAAUAAAUCUUUUUAAUAUGAAGACAGUAAAAACAAAAAAAAAAAGAGCUCUGGAAAUGUGCACUGAAAUAUGAACAUUUAUAAAUGCAACACUUCAACGAUACAAACACUCGACUUCAAGGUUUAGUUAUAUCAUGAUGUUUGCUUUUAAGGUGGUCCUUGAACAGUUUGUCUCUUUACUUUAUCUCCUGAAAGAGAUUAUACAUAUGAAGAUGAGUUUACUUAUCAUUAGGAUUGUUACUCAGGCUGUGAAAUGGCUGGCGGCCCUGGAGGGAUCUUUAUGAAAUAUGACUUGCGUAAUGAAUAUGGGCCGCGGCCCGAACAUAUCCAUUUCCUAGACGGAGAUGUCGUUACAGAGUUGCACCAUGGAAAUUGCAAGAUCCAGUACUUUUGGAUCUUGGAAAUAAAAGUUGGGAUAUGUUAGCCUCCGUGACCCUUCUUUUUUUUAGUUUGUUAAGUUUCCAGAUAUAUGAAGGGGGAAGAGUGGCAGAGUAACCUUUUAAAACAAAGUUAAACCAUCAAUAUGCAGUAGAAGAUAUCAUUCUGUAAUAUUAUUCCACUCUAAAGACGGUGUUUUUGACAUUAUUAUAUGAUCGAAGUUGAGGAGAUUUCCUCUAAACCUGUGGGCGGCCCAUAUUUUAAACAAUAGAUUUAUAGAAAUGUAAUAGUUCUUGUCACCAGACAAGAGACGGUGCCUGUGGAAGCAAAUAAGAGUCAUUUCAAUGCAAUGUGAACUCCGGCCCCGGUGUAUAUAUGGCUCGUGGUGGGAGGGCGAGGUAGGAAAGGUUUGGGUUCAGGUGUGGAGCAGGAGGGUUGAAGAGCUGUGUGAGAGGGUUAGUCACUCUUCAAGAGGUUGCACUUAAGAACUUAGACACAAGAGCAAGAGUGCGUAUGAGUGUGAGCGCGAUUGUAAGGGAGCGCAAGUAAUCACUUCAUGGCUGUGAGCAGAAGAUCCUGUCUGUCUGUCUGUCUGUCUGUCUGUGUGUGUGUGUGCGUGAGAGUGAAGACUUCCCUUGUUUCGGGUCUUUCCACGUGCGUGCGGGCGAGAGUGUGUGACUGGUUGUUGUCUGGCAAAACAACAAAAGCAUUUAUUAGUGUUGGAAACAACAAUUACAAUCAUGUUUACCUUCGACUGGAAUGACUUUAAAUGAACUUGAAAAUAAACUGUAAACUGAACAAACCAUAA